Molecule: messenger RNA, 1014 nt
Organism: Cuscuta epithymum
Lineage: Eukaryota; Viridiplantae; Streptophyta; Magnoliopsida; Solanales; Convolvulaceae
Source: the annotation of a GenBank genome assembly
AUAAAAAUAAAAUAAGAUAAUAAAAAUAUUACUUGAGAGGAGAAAAUUGUUUUUUCCCACACCUUAAUUUGUUGCUUUUUGUAUUGGAGGCUAACGUUGGACACGUCGAGCUUGGUAACUCAGGCAGUCCAAGUAGCGCUGUGGGCCCGAAUGUGGCGGUUUUAUAUCCCACCAAAAGUAAAGGCUUUUUUCUGGCAGGCAUGUGCCGGUUUUCUUCCGACAGUAGACAAACUCUUACUCCGAAGGGUGAAUUGCCAAGCGGCAUGUCCGUUUUGCUCACGUGAGACUGAAUCCCUGGUGCAUAUCUUCGGGUUAUGUCAGAGGGCUACUGAGGUAUGGAAUCUAGUACGGUGGAACGUCCAAGCUCAUGCAGGAAUAUGAUGGUUUGGGAGCAAAAGGAGGUUAUUGCAAAAGGAAUUGUAGCCAAACCAAAGGCUUUUCUGGAUGGUUGGCGUAGAGCGGUAGAGGGAUGUAUGAAGACCAAGCAACGGAGCAAUGUUUUGGCGAGCUGGAAAAGACCGGAGGUGGGCCGACUGAAGUUGAAUACAGACGCAUCGAUAGGUGAUGGUAAUAUUUGCGGCUUGGGGUGGGUGGUCAGAGACAGUGAGGGCAGGUUCAUUGCAGGUGGAGUUGAUAAAUGGUAUGGUUCUUCUCCGAAGGUUGCUGAGGCUUUGGCUAUUAGGGAGGCACUAAGCUGGCUAAAACAAUCUGGCUGGGACUAUAUUAAUGUAGAGUCCGACGCGCUUCAGGUUAUCUCAAGUAUUAAUUCUGGUUCUGAUGGUUCGCUCUCGGGGGUGAUCAUUGAUGAUAUUAGAGAUAUGUCGACUAGUUUUACUAGUAUUUAUUUUACUCAUAUGAAGCGAUCUGCAAAUCGGGUAGCUCAUGAUCUUGCAAGAGCUGUUGUUUCUAUGUGUGACCGCUAUGUUUGGCUUUAUCAUUUUCCCACUUGUAUUUCUGUUUCGUUAGACCACGAUUUGAUUAAUGACAAUUAACUAGUUUUGCUUCAAAAAAAAC